Molecule: messenger RNA, 7737 nt
Organism: Epinephelus lanceolatus (giant grouper)
Lineage: Eukaryota; Metazoa; Chordata; Actinopteri; Perciformes; Serranidae
Gene: onecut1
Product: one cut homeobox 1
Biological process (GO): regulation of transcription by RNA polymerase II
Cellular component (GO): nucleus
Molecular function (GO): DNA-binding transcription factor activity, RNA polymerase II-specific; RNA polymerase II cis-regulatory region sequence-specific DNA binding
Source: RefSeq, a predicted model, not a curated record
UGUGUGUUCAUCCGAGGUUUGGAGGUUUUUCUAUCCCAGACCUCACUAGUUAAAAAUCAACUCCAAAUGAACCCGGAAGUUUACUUCAUUUGCACUUAAUCAUUUAAGGAGGACUGAAGAUAAAGCCUCAUUAUGGCCCUAAUGAAUGAAACAUUUUGUAAAUAACAAUUGGCAAUCAAACAUUAGGCGUUGCAUCCAGCCCAUUUGCACGGGUCGAUCCUGUGAGGGUUUUAUCAGAGAGCCGUCUAUUUGCAUUUUUAACAUUUCAGUAAAGUCUGGAUGUGGCUGAUCGGGGAGAGGAGCUUUUAGCAGGUGGUUUGAUACCUCCCUUCCUUAAUAAGGUAGCUGACGUCAGAGCAACGGGGCGGUGUGUGCGCGCGUGUGUUUGAGAGAGAAAGAGAGAGAGAGUAUGGGAGGAGAUGGGCGCUCGUAGUGCGCAUGUGCAGACAGUGAUCUGUGCUGCGGUGGAAGAGGGGCUGGACACACACAACUAGAGAGAUGGCGCGGCACCCGACCGGAGCGCAAGGACAGCUGGUUGGCGGUGGGGGGGCUUGAAUUAUAAAGAGAAACAGAAAUUUAAUUUAAAGAAGAAAAAAAAAACAAGAAAAAUAUCGAGAAAAAAAAGGAUCCGGAAAAAGGAGUUUCCAUUCUGCAACACAGCGUCAGAGGUAGGAGAAUAUAUGUGUAUAUAAGAACAGCAUAGCAAAGGAGGCAGCUGCAAGAAGAAGAAAAUAAGCAACAAAAGAAAAUUGAACUUUACUGGAUGUGAGGACUUCUGGACAUCAGCUAACUGCGGUAGAUCAGAUAGAUGGUUUGUCCACAGCGCUGCCCGGAUCAUGAACGCACAGCUGUCGAUGGAGAAUAUUGGCGACCUGCACGGAGUGAGCCAUGAGUCCGUGGCCGGUCACGGAGAGCUGCUGAGUGGCCACAGUCCGCAUGCCCGUCCGAGCCCCCGGGGUCUAAGCCACCGCGCUAUGGGCAUGGCAACCCUGUUGGACAGCGGAGACUAUCACCCCGGACACCAUGGACACCUGCAUCCAGCCAUCAGCAUGUGCGAAGCCCCCCCUGGCAUGAGUGCAAGCAGCACUUACACCACCCUAACCCCCCUGCAGCCCCUACCCCCCAUCUCCACCGUGUCCGACAAGUUUCCUCCCCAUCAUCACCACCACCAUCCCCAUCAUCCUCACCAUCACCCCCACCAGAGGAUCCCCGGAAAUGUCAGCGGCAGCUUCACGUUGAUGCGUGAGGACCGGAGUCUGGCGCCUAUGAACAGUCUGUAUCCCGCAUAUCAUCACAAAGACCCCUGCAUGGGCCAGAGCCUCUCCCCGCUGUCUGGUUCCGGUCUGGCCAGCAUACACACGUCCCAGGCCGGCAUCCCUCCCUACGCUCAUCCCGGUGCCGCCAUGCCUGGUGAGAAGAUGCUCACCCCCAGCGGGUUUGAGGCUCACCACCCGGCCAUGCUCGGCAGACACACAGAGCAGCACAUGAGCUCCUCAGCGGGCAUGGUACAAAUCAACGGCCUCCACCACCACCCGCACGCCCACCUUGGCGCGCAGGGGCACGGCCAGGGGCUGGGGAACAGCCGGGAGCAGGCCUCCGGGCCGGGGCAGCAAGGGGGCGGCGGUGGAGGGGGUGGUGUUUCUGGGGGCCAGAUGGAGGAGGUGAAUACCAAAGAGGUGGCGCAGAGGAUCACCACAGAGCUGAAGCGCUACAGCAUCCCUCAGGCCAUCUUUGCCCAGCGGGUCCUGUGCAGGUCCCAGGGGACCCUGUCCGACCUGCUGAGGAACCCCAAACCCUGGUCCAAGCUCAAGUCUGGGAGAGAGACCUUUCGCCGCAUGUGGAAAUGGCUGCAGGAGCCUGAGUUCCAACGCAUGAGUGCGCUCAGGCUCGCAGGUGAGCGAAGCCUCGCAUGUAAGCGUAAGGAACAGGACCACGGCAGAAGCGAGCGAGGGAGCGUCUCCAAGAAGCCCCGGCUGGUGUUCACAGAUGUGCAGCGGCGGACGCUCCACGCCAUCUUCAAGGAGAACAAGCGCCCAUCCAAAGAGCUGCAGAUCACCAUCGCCCAGCAGCUGGGCCUCGAGCUGGCAACAGUCAGCAACUUCUUUAUGAACGCACGUCGCCGGAGCCUAGACAAAUGGGUGGACGAUGGCUCCGGUCACCCAGCCAACUCUGGCCCCAACGCCUGCACCAAAGCCUGAAGACGGACUGAUUUGACCAACUCAUGGACUGACUUAACCUCGGUGGAAAAGCUUUAAAACUUAAGAGAAACAAAGAGAAACUUAAAAAAGACCUUGAAGCAACAUUUUGCCCUUAAACCUGUACUAUAUUGAUAUUUAUAGUAUCCAAAGAUGAAAAAAACAAACCAAAGACUUCUUGUUUGACCUGCUUUGAAAUGUUUGUUUCAGCAACACAUUUACGUGUAACAUACUGCAAAAAGACUAUAGUUUUACUCCCCCUUCACCCACACUCACUGUCACUGGUCUCUAGCUUUACUACACCCUCCCACAUGCCUCCCCACCCAGUAACAAUCUAUCAUUCACCAUCCUUAUCUUUAAUCUGACUGGUUGGUUUUAAUGAUGGGUUCCUAAAUGGAGGUCUAAUCAGCCUAUUGGCAGUCUGAUCUGCAGCUGUCCACACCCUUGAAAAACAGCCAGAAUGUGGAGCUCCGGUGGGAUUGGCCAAUCAACUUUAAAGACAAAAAAAAAUCCUACAGGAGCGACUGGAUUGUUGUGCAACCUUGUUUGGAUCGGUGGACUGUCUGUCUAUCUGUCUGUCUGUCCAGCUGUCUUUCUAUCAAGCAUUCCAGACAGACGGGGGAAUGCCCAUGCGUAGACUGCUAACCCAGAACCAAAAAAAAACCCCAACCCUGAACCAAACCAAAAACAAAACCCCUAACCUCAACCCACAUGGUAGUGCUUUCUUCCAACAUGCUGAAGCGUUGAAUGAUUUAAACAAGAGAAACCAAAGCCUUCUACACCCUGAAGCCUCUCAUGCAGCUUAGAAAUAAAACCACUUCAGAAUCUGCUAUGAAGUAAUUUGACCAAAGAGUAUAUUUUGUAGCUGAUAAUCCUAAGAGUACUUUUACCUCAUGUCCUCCCUUACCUGCUGAGACAGACUGUUAGUUUGGCACCACAGAGAAGACAAUGUCACUGUUUAUGGUCUAUACGACAUUUUGAGUUUAAUUCAUCUUCACUGCAAAUAGAAAUAUUAUAUGACACAACCUUGAAAAGUAACUGAUAUUUGCCUUAUAGAUGCCUUUUGAAUCAAACUAAAUAUUCCAAUUAUAUCUUCAGAAACACUGAAUGUUGUAAAUGGGAAGAUGAAUCACGACAGAUACGUCUUGUAUCCUAUUAGUCUGUUAAAUAAUGCUCACAGAUUUAGCCCAAGAUUAUGUGUUCAAACACCAGCAGCUGGCAAAUCUAUUCAGCGGUGUGUUUUCUCUGCAAAGGUGAAAACAAAAGAUGCUGGCUCUCAUGCUUUAUGUGUGGACGGGAUACAGUGAGAGAGACAGACGGCCUCUUGUGCGUGUUUUUUUCAUAGGAUAAACUGUGUCACCACUCUAUUAAUAAGCAUCACCGUCGUCCCUGUGCGCCUCAUAUGUAUUUGGUUUUAUCUCCUCAUCAAAGAUGUGUGGCGGAGGGGAUGAUAUCAAUGAUCAAACCACUUUCAGACGCUUACACAGCAAUGUCAGCUCGUCACCUGAAUACAAAAGCACCCCAGCCUGCUUUUUGCCAAUCCCCAGUUCCCCUCCCCACCCCUCCCACCCUGCCUCCGCUCUCCUGGUAAGCUAUGCAUUUCAGCACUAGGAGGAAAGCACUACACAGGGCUGGCCCAGGGCAGCGUAUCAUUAAAUAUAUUGAGCUGGCCCCUUGCCGUCAUCCUCCUCAUGGCCAGGGUUAGCAGCUCUACAUUCAUCAGAACAAGCGCUGAAGGAGAGGUGAGAGGCAGCCGCUUCUUCACCUCUGGAAGAAAAAACAAAACAAAAAAGACGACAAGAAACAAAAAAGUGUCAAGACCUGCUGAUGUUUUAUAGUGUGAACCAAAGAUGCUACCUCACUCAAGUUCCAUACGUGAUUUCUAUCACUUUGAUGAUACCAAAGAUAACCAAAGAUUUUUUCUCAUUGCACGGCCUCUAUGAGUGGUGUUAAAAGAUGUUGUGUGUCUCCCCUCCCCCCAUCUCCUCUCUCUUUCUCCCCCGUCUUCUCUCCUUUCUCCCCCUCCCACCUGCACUCAACCCAUGCACCCCUGCUAUGCGUGCUCUUGCUUCAUCUGUGCUCUGAUUACAGCUCCAUAGAUAGUCAUGCUGAUGUAGCUAUAGGCAGAUAUGCUGGUCUAGACAUAGAUACACACAAGCGGCCAUGCAGGUGCCUGCAGGAUACAGCGAAGUUGCUAGCAAUGUGAUCGGUCUUUCUUUGUGAUUGUUAGCAGUACCACAAAAUGUAAAAGUUGACAUUGUGGCUAUAUAAAAAAAAAAUAAUGUUUUACUUUGGUUCAUAAUUAAUUUCAAAAUUAUCUAUGUGAAUUUGACGGAGUACUCCGCUGGAGUUUUUUUGCAGCUUUAUUUCUGCUCUGCCUUGCCUCUUAGUGUGUAUCUAUUGGUUGAUAAUAUUGAUCCACCACAUAGGUCAGACAUCUUUACAUGACAAUAGACAGACAAGCUGACAUAGCCAUUGGCAGAAUUGUUGACUCAACUAUAGGCAGACAUGUUCCUGAAAGUAGAAGCAGACGUGUUGCAAUCUUUCUAAAACUCCCAGGACGAGUGCCUUGCUUGAACCAAAGUGUUAAACCGCUGUUGACCUCUCACCUUUGACUCUGUGAAUACCUCAGCCUGUAGAAGGGCCACUACUGAAGAAACAAGGAAAAGGUUUUGUUUUUUUGUUUGUUUUUUUUAAUCACACCGUGGUGCUUUCGCCAGCGCAACCAUGCAAUGAAAACAUACCAAAGGAAUUUCUGUUGUCCACUUCUACAGAUUAAACCAAAGGUCUUUGUUUCUCCUCUCCCCCUGCCCUCCUUUUACCCCUCCAUCCCUCCUUCCCCCCCCAAACCUUCCUCGUCUCUCUGCUGUGUGUAGGAAGGCCCAGCACUCUGGCCGUGCAUGUCUUUACCAAUGUCUCUGAAUACCUCAUAGUAAUAAUUCCUUUGAGUUCUGCAUUGAGACGUCUAUCUGUGAGUAAGGCAGAACUCCACUCGUGUGGCAACUGUUAUUGUUACUUCAAAAAGCUGUAUGAUUAUCUAUUUUGAAGUUUUGAUUUUUGGCAGAAGUGCUCUGUUUCAAGUCACGGAGGACAAGUUUCAGGGUUGAUGUAUGAAACUUAAGGGAUGGAGGGAGAAGCGUAUUUUUUAUCAGACAUUGGGUUAUGCCAAUAUUAUGAUGGUAGACUAUUGCUUUUACAGGGUAAAACCAACUGCUGUGAUAUUGUGUUCAUAUUUUCCCUUUUCUCUACUUCUGUGUUGUGACUUUAAUUUAAUUGCAUUUUUGUAAUGGUUAACCACUGCUUUAAUUUAUGCAUUUGUAGAAACUCUAGAUUUGUAUAUAGUAGGUUUUUGAAAAGAAAAACAAACAAAAAAGAACAGUUUUAUGUUACAGCCUUAUUUCCCACGCUUAGAUAUAAAAAGGAGUAGUUUGUAUUCUUCUUCAGCUAAAUCCUAGCCGGCAUUUCAAUGUGUGUUUUAAACACUGCCAGAAACCCAGACAGUUGAUUUGCCAACGCAGACAAAGUUAUACAGGAGCUACUUUGUUGAACAGCUGGCAAAAAGCAGUGUGUACGUGUGUGUGUUUUUUCUAUUCUUUUGACUUUUUAAAAGAACGGUUAUUUUAUGGGUAUUACUGCACAUCCAAAGAUUUUUAAAACAAACCAAAAAUUGGAAAAAAAUACGUAUAAUGUUGAAAAGCACUGGCAUUUGUGAGGUAGACUUGUUGAGUUUUGAUUUGCCAUUCGCACGGGUAUAGAAUGUAGAAGGCGUAGGGCUACGUAGACAAGCUUACUCUACCAUGUGGGGAAUCUCCUGUUCAAUGUACAAUCUGAAGCAUUUGAAAUGAGGGCUGCAAGUCCCGCUCACUUUGCUGUCUCAUGCACAGAGUGAGGUGGAGCGGAGGCUGGGCAGCCGGUCUGCCAGGGGCUGUGCCACGGAGCUGGGUCUGUUUUUAUUGCCGUGGCACUGCCGCCUCGCUCCAUCUAGUAUCUGUUCUUUUGGUACGUACUCGUGUAAUGACUAUGAGCAAAGUCUAAUAAAACUGCAAAGAACCUUACCAAGGAAUCAGUGUGUGAAUGUGUAUAGGGACGAUCACCUGCUAAGUUCUUUUUCUGUGUGUGGAUGAGUGCGAGUGUGUGUGUGUGUGUUUUCUUGUACUUGCUACAAAGUGAGGACCAAAAAAAGUUUUUAACAACACAGUGAGGACAUUUUUGGAAAGUGAGGACAUUUUGGCUCGUCCUCACAGGAUUAAGAUUUGGUUUUAAGGUUCAGGUUAAAAUAGGGUUUAGAUUAAGGAUAGGUUAGGGUAAGGGUUGGGGUUUAGUAUUUAACUAUGGUGGUUAAGGUUAUGGUAAGGGGCUGGGGAGUGUAAUAUGUCAAAGAGGGUCCUCACAAAGAGUGCAGGGAUGUGUGUGUGUGUGUGUGUGUGCAACUCAAAUGUCAAGUACUGCUGAGGUAUGGGAGUUGUUUGUGUGCUCAUUUGCAUGUGUUUUUUUUAAACUGUGUGUUCGUCCAUUGUAAAAAUCUGUGUGUACUGCUGGUGUGUAUGCAUGUGUGUGGCUGAUUGGUCCAUAUCCCAACAGUAAGUUUGACUUCCUCUGGUUGUCGGAGGCUUUACUGUUAGUACUGCUUCCUCUCUGUCAUGCAGACAGCACAGUAUCAGCAUGUUAUGCAGUCAUUAUAUCACAGAAUGGAGAAUGUGAGCAUUUUUCAGCAAAGUACAGGUGCUUACAUAACAGUUACAAAGGUCUGUGUUAAAGAGGGAAUAGAUGAUGCAGUGUGGAUCUGUUUUUCCCCAUUUUCACAUUUUCUGUUAUUUAUUUUGUCCAUAAGGAGUUCCCAUAUGAUGGGUAGCUUGGCUACAAGUCUCAUAACAAUACUGCGGCGCCUAAGACAAUCAUCUGGAUCUCUUACGCUGGGGAACUAGUUUCUCACCCGCAGAGGGGUGUCCUCCAGCUAUUCAUAUACAAAGAUGCUUGAAGGGUUUUGAUAAACAAGCAUAUUUGUUGUCAUUUAGGAAUAGAUUACAGUAGUAGUUCAUCUUGCACUUGCAUUUCAGAAUGAAAUCUCAUUGCUCUUGUCAGCCUUGAGCUCUCGUCAACCUUGAUCUCUUUCUGUUGACCUCCUUCUCAACUCACAAUGCUUCUUCAGUUUUUCAGUGUGUGUGUGUGUGUGUGUGUGUGUGUGUGUGUGUGUGUGCGUGUGUGUGUGAGUGAGUGUGUGUGUGUGUGUGUCUGUGUGUAUGUGUGUGCUUGUGUGCGCGUGUCUGUGCCAGAGAGGCGAUGCUGUCGUUUUACUCUCAGAUGUAUAACUCCAUGUCUCAUGACUUGAUUUGUCAUUGCUGUUUCCCAGGCUUUGCUACUGCUUUCUCAGUGCCGUGCAAUAUCAUCUGUUGUGAUUGCUAAGCAAAUGAAAAAAAAGGAAAGAAAAUUGAGAAGCAAGUGAUGAUGUCAUCCAGCUUUUUUCAGUGUUCAAAAUGUUUCAACAUUUCUGUAGUCACAAAAAGUAGAAAAUAAACUGUUGGUAUUUCCAGCUUCUGAAUUA